AUGCUGCUGCUGGGGGUGCACGUGUUGCUCGUGGUGGGCGGCUUCCUGCUGCUGUCGGUGAUCCCCGCGAGAUUCUCGUCGAACGAGAAGCGCGAGGCGCCGUUCGUGCUCUGGUUCGGCUCGCCGAAGGGAAAAGAGGGCGGGGUGAAGGUCGUCGACGACCCAGUCAAGGACAAGGGGGAGAAAGAUCAGCACAGCCUGCUGCAGCGAGUGUCAGCGUGGCUGGAGCACACCCUGGCUGGGCUGUUUGCACCGCCCCCAGCUCGAGAUAUCGACGCUCGAUAUCGGUUCCACGUCGACAUGACGCAGCAACUCGCGGCGGCGAGUGCCAAGACCUAUGAGAGCAUUGCCGUGUCGACGGAAGACCUCGAGCCUCCUCUAUAUCAAACGGAAGAAGGGCUGUCAGAGGGUAAAGAGCAACCGCGACGACACCUCCCGAGACAGCCGAGUCGCUCCAGCAUCUUCGCUGGCCCUCCUCCAUCACCGCCAGCGGGCGCACGACUGUGGCGACAAGGCAGCACCAGACUCAGUGAAGCAAGCACUGGCAGGGCAGAGGCUGUUAGCCUGCGUACAUCGCGCGCUGGCUCGGGCUUGGUACCUGGUAGGGUGGUGACCAAGGACGACUUUAUUCGCGCUGCGUCUCGCCGAAAGGCGAUGGAAGUGAAAGCUGAAAAGCGCGAGGCCUUGGCGCAGGAGGACGUGAGCUACGAGAACCUCGGAGACGACGAGAUCCGCAUGUACGAGUACCUCGAGUUCGUCCGCGAACUUCUGGAUGGACUUGGUAUCAAGAAAAUCUGUCAAAAGAGCGGACGCGUCGUAUCGAGAACGCUUUACAUUACACCGGACAUGACGGUGGUGUUCUGGAACGCAGCCGGCACCUUCAAGCGGCUCACUACGAAGAGUAGCAUCCACGUGGAGAACAUCCAGGAGGUGUUGCAAGGGAUCCACGGAAGUCGCAGCGUCACUGCCAAGUCGACACCCGAACGCGAUGCACUUUGUGUGUCCAUUCGAUGCCGUGACGACAAGUGGCUGGUCCUCGAGGCGAAGUCCGAGGCAAUGAGGCAACGUGUCUUCCUUGGGUUUUCGCAUCUCGGCCAGGAAAAGGAGGAACAGGACGCUGCUGCUGCAGCAGCCGCCGCACCGGCUGAGCCGACACUGCCUGAACAAGGGGCUGAAAGCCACACGCACGUGCUAUCUACAGCGUACGAAGCCGAGGUUUCAAUCGAAAGAGGGGUGGAGCAAGGAGGAGGCGAGCAGGACAUUUACGAGGAAAAGGCUCAUCCUCCCCCACUUCCGUCGGAAGAGGCGCUUCUCAAGACAGAGCUUCUAUCGAUCCGAGCAAGUUACGAGAACCAAAUAAGUGGUGGUGACCAAGAGGAAGCUGCUCAAGACCAGGUGCAGGAUGCAAGCAACUUGCUGGACGACGUUGGAGCAGCAGAGGACAAGCAGCCAUUCCAAGGAGAAGAACAGGAAGAGGAGAAAGAAGCUCAAGAGGGAGAGGAACAUCACGAGGAGGAGAGACCAUUGCCUGCAGACGACGAGGUGGAUAUUGACAACCUUAGCGACGACCCUGAACUGAGUCGAGAGUAG
Phytophthora sojae is the source of this 1590-nucleotide messenger RNA. RefSeq lists its product as hypothetical. The record is from RefSeq and is a predicted model, not a curated record. The coding region runs from base 1 to 1590 and encodes 529 amino acids. Lineage: Eukaryota; Oomycota; Peronosporomycetes; Peronosporales; Peronosporaceae. The transcript has 3 exons.